Metarhizium acridum CQMa 102 is the source of this 1500-nucleotide messenger RNA. The record is from RefSeq and is a predicted model, not a curated record. NCBI's taxonomy places the organism in Eukaryota, Fungi, Ascomycota, Sordariomycetes, Hypocreales, Clavicipitaceae.
AUGGCCCCCAACGCAGACGAUGCCAAAUUUCUCAACGACGAGCCCGUCAGCUCCAACGUCAAGGAUGUCAAGCCCCUUCCGUCGGAUGUCCCCGAAGAGGACAUAGAUGAGACAGUUCACAACAACCCGGAACUGCAGGAAGACAUGGUUGAUGGCAUUGACAAGUCCAACAUCAUCAAAGAAACUACACGAGGAGCUCGACCCGAGGGAGGAUCGUACAAGGAACCAAGUGAUGACAUCAUCACUCGCCAUGAUCCCCAGGUUAUUGCUGUACUGAAGCGAGAUACACAGCCAACAUGGGAGGAGAGGAGUCACUUGGUCCCCUAUCCACCUCAUAGCACCAUGUGGAUGCAAGGCGACGACGUCGCCUGGGAAGAAAGCGACCGUACCGAGAGAGAGUGGCGCGAGAGUCUCUUGACGAAUUCGACCCUGCUGGCUAUUGGAAACUUCGUCGCGAAGCACCGCCAGGGCGUCCCCGAGGAAAUUGGCCCUCUAGCAGCGGGCGGAUUCAACGCCCUGUUUCGCUUAAAUCACUAUAUCCACCACGCCAUGAAUAUGACUGCGGCACUCAACACACCGGGAUUAACUUCUGAUAUACCACCAGUUGUAGACCCCAAUAUCGACGAAGCAAAGCUCGAAAUGCUGUAUCGCCAGGUUGCAAAUGUCCUCCUUCAGCUGUCCAAGUUGGAGCUUCCUUUAAUAGGGGCUUUAGAAGAGACGGAUGAAUGGACAGGAACUUUCCCGCGAGCGAAACUACCCACGUCUACAUUCAAGACCUCGUCAGACUACUUUCAAGCCCUCGCAAGGCUACAUGUUGAUCACUUAACCCACCAACGGAACGAUGCAAUCGAGUCCAGGGCCGACUGCCAGCGUAAAUAUACAGCGAGACAGCUCUUCCAGAAGCUCGCUGGUGAGAAGAAGCUUGUGUCUGAUGACCGGUAUGACAAAGGGCCCUUCAAGUUCUGGUGCGACGACCUUCGCCCGUCUAAUAUACUGCUUGACGCGAACUUGCAAAUUGUUGCGGUCAUAGACUGGGAGUUUUCGUACGCGGCGCCCAGAGAAUUUACCUUUGCUCCUCCUUGGUGGCUGCUUAUAGAACAGCCAGAAUACUGGGUCAAGGGCUUAGAGGACUGGGCAGAGCAGUAUGAGCGUCGUCUCACUACCUUUUUGAAAGCCGUGAUGGACUGUGAAGAUGCCUCUAUUGCCUCUGGACAGCUGCAAGACGAGCAGCGGCUUUCUGGCAAGAUGCGCGAGAGCUGGGCUAGCGGUGACUUUUGGACAGUCUACGCGGCUCGAAGGAACUUCGCGUUUGACGGUGUAUAUUGGAAGAAAUUGGACCCGCGGUUUUUCGGAUAUGAUGGCAGUUUCGGCCCUGGAGAUGCUUGGAUGAAGAUACUGGAGCUGCUUGAUGAGCAGACCAGGGCGGCUAUGGAGGCUUUUGCAGACAAGAAAGUGGCUGAGAGCGAGACGAGGGAAUUGGCCUGGGAGCCGGACGAGUAG